AUGCGCAUGCUCUGUAUCGCCAUGAUUCGACGUUUAUGGUUUUGUAGCUCAUGGAGGCGGUCUGUCCAUUUGUGCCUGAGACCACUUCAUCAACAGGCGCAGGCAACAUCGAAAAGUACAAGAGGCUUACCAAGAAAAUGGCCUAUCGCUGGAGUUGAUCAUAUCAUAUUAGUAGCAUCUGGUAAAGGAGGGGUUGGGAAGUCAACCACGGCGGUCAAUUUGGCAUUAUCUAUGGCUUUAGCUGAAGAUAACAUUUCAGUUGGUCUACUGGAUGCUGACAUUUUUGGUCCAUCAAUACCCAAGAUGAUGAACUUGUGUGGACAACCUGAGCUAACUGAACAGAAUCAGAUGAAACCAAUGGUCAACUAUGGAAUUAAAUGUAUGUCAAUGGGAUUCCUGGUGGAAGAGAGCAGUCCAAUUGUUUGGCGAGGAUUGAUGGUAAUGCAGGCUAUUGAGAGAUUAAUUCGACAGGUAUCAUGGGGACCACUUGAUGUUCUGGUCAUAGAUAUGCCUCCCGGGACAGGAGAUACUCAACUCUCAGUAUCACAGCUCGUACCCGUCAGUGGUAUGCUUAGUUGCCUUAACCAAUCUGAAGUCCUCACACGGACACUGGCGCACGCGCGUGCGUGCGCGCGCGCACACACACACACACACCAUUGCUAGACUGCAAUGCAUGCUGGCCAAAUCUAUAUGCAUAGGAACAAAAUGUUCAUCUGUUUACAACUCACAACAGAAUCAUGCUGCCAUAUAAGGCCUCCUCCAUGUUUACAACUAAGAAGAUGAUAUCCGUCUUUGUCGAGAACUUUCCCACAUUCACAGUGUGACAGCCAACUUCCAAAUGGCAUUGGGCAACCCAUCCUUAAUAGAGAAGCUAAGCGAAAUUUGCUGGGGUUAAUUAAGCGCAAGGUUUUCUGAGCAGGGAACCGCUUCAAGCCAAGAGCCACUACCUUUUCCUUGAACUGAUCUUAAACGAGCCUUGCCUUGGCAUUGUCAGCUGUCUCUAGAAAAAUCUGAACUUUGGCUGAAAAGAGUUGGGCAGAGAGACAGUGCUGAUUAGUG
Corticium candelabrum is the source of this 1059-nucleotide messenger RNA. RefSeq names its product iron-sulfur protein NUBPL-like. NCBI's taxonomy places the organism in Eukaryota, Metazoa, Porifera, Homoscleromorpha, Homosclerophorida, Plakinidae. Gene Ontology annotation, molecular function: 4 iron, 4 sulfur cluster binding; ATP-dependent FeS chaperone activity; ATP binding. The record is from RefSeq and is a predicted model, not a curated record. Gene Ontology annotation, cellular component: mitochondrion. Bases 1 to 663 code for a protein of 220 amino acids. Gene Ontology annotation, biological process: iron-sulfur cluster assembly; mitochondrial respiratory chain complex I assembly. The transcript is spliced from 7 exons.